Molecule: messenger RNA, 2537 nt
Organism: Xenopus tropicalis (tropical clawed frog)
Lineage: Eukaryota; Metazoa; Chordata; Amphibia; Anura; Pipidae
Gene: c2cd4b
Product: C2 calcium-dependent domain-containing protein 4B
Exons: 2
Coding region: 1258-2400 (380 amino acids)
Source: RefSeq, a predicted model, not a curated record
ACUGUGUAUAAAAUGUCAUAAUCCAAAACCUGUACAUCAGGAAAAAACAUGUUAAGUUUAUUCAUUGCUGAUCCGAAGCACCUGCAACAAAGGAAACAAGAGAUCCAAUUGCCGGUAGCUUCCAGGUUCUAAUUGUAUACAGACCUGAAUAAUCUUGUCAUUUGUUUUCCAGCAGUUACAAAUCUUUAUACUGCUGUGAAAUACUAAUCUAUUAAUUCUUCAGUUAAAGAUGUUUGGAAGAGUGAAGAGAAAGAUUAAAUGAUGAUAAAUUCUAUAUGUAAAUAAAAGAUCUCCACAAGCUUAAUUUGCCAAUUAAAGAUACUGCUUCAUGGAAAAAUCUUUUUGAACAUGAAGAAUACUUUUUGACAUUUUACUACAGAUAAUAAGCCUGUUGUUUUGUAACUUAAUUUUAUAUGGCAAUAUGAGCUAAUAAUAUUUUGAAAACUGAACUGCAAUGAAUAGUUAAUUGGUUGGAGAAAUUUCACUCCUCAACAUCCAUUGAAGUCAUCUUAUAGUCUAGACUAGUGUUUCUCAAACUACAGUAUGAGGCUACAUUUGCAAAUGUGAAUGGACUCCUUGCUUCCCAUGUGUGCCAACUGACUCAAGGGAAGACUAAAGCUUUACAAAUAAUUAGGCUUAGACUAAUACCCUUGUGUUUUGGGUUUUCCACCCCAAGGCCACCGUAAACCAUGUGCUUACAUUAUGGAUUACACCAGUGUUACCCCCAACUUCUUUUCUGUUGAUUGAAAUCACAUGCUCUCACACGCUAUCACGUAUAUAACCUAAGGGAACUCACCAUGUACAGUAUAAUAUAAAAUUCACGACUCAAGACUGAACAGAAACAGGGGCACUGCAAAACGUCCCUUCUGUUAACUUUGAGAGGUGAAAUUUUGAUUUCUAAAUCAGUCCCAAUCUCCCUUCGACGCAAAAAACCCAAGGAGCGGAGUGGCAGUGAAAGGCAAAAUCCCCAAGACCACUUCAGAGCCGAAACACCCCUGAUUAGAAAUGAUAAAUAAUUAGACCUGUAGUAUCAACAUCUCUGACAUUUCUGCUAAUGUUUUCAUGAUUUCAGGAAACCCUUAAGCUUAGCUUCUCACUAAUACUUAAAAGAUGACCAAACAAGAAGGUGGGGAGCUGCUGUGGACAACUUUGCAGGCAUGGUGCAGUAGGUUUUUUCGACUCCUGUGCUCUUUUUAUAUUAGCAUGGACAUCCAUCUUACUCCUUCACUUUGAGUAAAGGUUCAUUUGUGCUAAACCAUGGUGGGAAAAAGACAGACACCCCUCUGUUCCACAUGUCCAAAUGUUCUGAUACCAAGUCAAAUUCCUGAAUUCUGUAUUCCGCCAAGGCAUCAAGAAAAGAAGGGUCUAAAAACCAAUACACUGUUAAGGUCAGACUAUUUUGGGUCAGUUUUAGAAUCGGAAAAACUUUACUUGCCAGAGACACACAUAAUCCAGGUGGAGGAAUCGAUAGGGGGAGAAAAUACUAAUGCUGACCCACAAUCACAGGCUGCUCUGUCUUUACCUCACCUUCUCAAAACACAGACCUCCUAUGGGUUUUGCACCUUGCUUGAGAGCCCAAAUACCAGAAGAAAAGAAUCGCUUUUUCAUAGUGACCCUGCUGACCUGCCUCUGCAGGUGCGUAGAUCCCAUUCAAGUACAAUAUCAUGUUGGACUGCAUCCUGCAGUGAAACUUACAUCAAUUUCAAGUUGCAGCCACUGAGUAUAUCCGGCAGGUUUGACAGGGAUCCAGUCUCUUCUACUGAUUCCUCUCCUUUUAGCUCUCCUCUUUUGAAAAGGGCUCUACCAAACUCUUUACUGAAAGCCCUAAGCCAGGAUAGCAUGGUUUCCAAAGCAUUAAGGGUAAACUGCAAGUCUUUUGCUACAAGAAAUAACUCUCUGUCCACUGAUGAAGAUACUUCUGCUGACAGUAGUCCAUGUGUUACUAGAAGGCCCUCUUAUGAUUGGGCACAGCAUCUAUCUACCCAGUCUAACAUUGGCCUAUUAGUAUCUUUUAGCCAGCUUGCAAAGGAUAGUACAGUAACCCUGGAUACUGGAGGAAUUUUAAGACUCUCUAGUGAAUACCGAUCUGAAUGCAUGAGACUCCGUAUCCGACUAGUGAGUGCAGAAGGGCUUUACAAAUCUUCUGUAGAUUCUAAAAAUAUCAGCUGCUCCAUAUCCAUAUCCAUUGUGCCUGGAAAGAACCAGAAACAGAAAAGCACUUUGAUUCGUGGAAGUCGUAACCCAAUAUUUAAUGAAGAUUUCUUCUUUGAAGGAAUGGAGCCACAUGAUUUAUUCCAGAAGAUAUUGAAACUGAAAGCUUUAAACAGGACUUCCUAUGUCUGGAAAGAAAAUGUUCUGGGAAAGAGUAAAGUGCAACUUGUUAGUGUUUUACCAAUCUAAUGUACUUCAUACAUUACUUUUAUUCAUGCUGAAUUGCAUAUUAAAAUCGGUUGUUGUACAUUUACACAACACUGAUCUUAAACAGGAGUGUAAAAUCAUCUUUUUUUCUUAAAUAAAUCAUUUUAGUGCUGAUUAUA